Triticum aestivum (bread wheat) is the source of this 1309-nucleotide messenger RNA. Its product is annotated as protein PYRICULARIA ORYZAE RESISTANCE 21. The record is from RefSeq and is a predicted model, not a curated record. The transcript is spliced from 3 exons. Gene Ontology annotation, biological process: regulation of defense response to fungus. NCBI's taxonomy places the organism in Eukaryota, Viridiplantae, Streptophyta, Magnoliopsida, Poales, Poaceae. The coding region runs from base 166 to 1017 and encodes 283 amino acids.
CGCAUGGUUCACCUCUCCCUGCUCAUCCUCCUCCGUUUCUCCACUCGCCCAUGGGCACUGCAACCUUCAUGCUCCAGAGCUGAGAGGUGAGCUUUAUCGACCCCACCACCACCACUAGACGUUUUUCCUUUAGUUGCUGCAGAGCUAUUCGUGCUAAUCCACGAGAUGAGUAUACUGGUGAUUACGGUAGACCUGCAAUGCUGCCGCUGCAAGAAGAAGAUCAAGAAUGUCCUCGAGUGUCUCAAAGAGGAUUACUGCAUCGAGAAGAUUGAGUACGAGGACAAGGACAACAGGGUGAUCGUCCGUGGGAAAUUCGACGCGGACAAGCUCUGCAAAAAGAUCUGGUGCAAGGCCUGCAAGGCCGUCAAGGAGAUCGAGAUCGUAAAACAAUGGCCGCCACCGCCGCCGCCGCCGCCCCCAUGCCCAGACAAGCCAAAGAAACCACCAUGCGCAUGCACAUGCCCGCCUCCGCCUGACCCGCCAAAACCAUGCACAUGCACAUGCCCGCCUCCGCCCGAGCCGCCAAAACCAUGUCCAUGUCACCCGAAGCCAUGCCCGCCGGCUCCUGAGCACAAACCAUGCAAACCUGAGCCCAAACCAUGCCCGUCUGAGCCCAAACCAUGCAAACCUGAGGCCAAACCAUGCCCGGCUGAGCACAAACCAUGCAAACCUGAGGCCAAACCAACAUACAAGUUCGUGCCAUACCCGUACCCGGUGCCGUACCCUAUGCAGUGCCAGAGCUCGCCGUGGAACUGCCCUCCGCAGCAGUGUCACUGCUGCCCUGCCGAAAAGCCACCGGCCCCGCCGCCACCGCCUCCCCCACCGCCGCCGGACCCCCCCAAGCCGGAGCCCUGUAAGUGCUCGCAGUCGCAACACCCCUCUCACGGUGGCUGUGGCUGCGGCAAGCCGCCUGCUAAUUGCUGGCCGCCGCCCACCUGGCCGCCGCAGCAACCCUGCUUCAUGCCGCCACCAUGGUUCACGGAGGAGAACCCAUCGGAUGCCUGCUCCAUCAUGUGAUGAUUGAUCUUGGAUUACUACGAUGAACAACCCAUGGACUGCACUGAUGUGGUGCUGCCACGUUAUCUGCACCGCCUAAUUUUUUUUACCAUGCAUCGAAAAUCCGAAUAAUGCGAGCCUUAAUAAACUAGUCCAGUGUUACUUCUGUACGUCUACGAGUUCAGCUGUUCAAUAUACGUUCGAGGAGGAAGAUGUGUCAUGUAAUCAUUUUUAUUUGUGGAUGUAAUUUAAUUGAUAUGUUGUACAUGUAAAUCCUGUUUUAUUUGUGAACGUGAUUUUUCUUUUGAGAAUA